GUGCUGCGCCGCACUCGCGAGCGCAUCCUGCGCGUGGCGCCGCCAUUUGUGUUGCUUUAUCUGAUCUACACGUGGGGGAACCAGGAGUUUGAGCGGUCCAAAAGGAAGAAUCCAGCCAAGUACGCAAACGACAAGUGAGCAGCACACAUCUGGAUGACAGUUUCCUGCCUUUGAAAGACCCUUCUCUGGGAGAGGAGUCUACAUUGUGGUAUCUUGAAGACACAAUAAACUACUUACGGGCUUU
Cricetulus griseus (Chinese hamster) is the source of this 244-nucleotide messenger RNA. The record is from RefSeq and is a predicted model, not a curated record. NCBI's taxonomy places the organism in Eukaryota, Metazoa, Chordata, Mammalia, Rodentia, Cricetidae.